AUGUGUAGUGCUGCUUUCCAAAAUGAGACCACAGCAGAAUUAUGGCUCUGUGACAAUUCCACCAAUAAGAUGCCUACUCGUCUUAAGGUGUGCCAAGCCAUUGCGAUGAUCGGAAACAUUGCUGUUCUUCGGUGGGCACAUGAUAAAGCAUUUCCAUGGAAUAAAGAUACAUGUGCUGCGGCAGCCCCGGGGGGGGGUCUUGAUGCAUUGAAAUGGUUGCGUAAAAACGGUUGCCCCUGGGAUGCGUAUACUUGUGCAAAUGCUGCCAGAGGUGGGCAUUUGGAGUUGUUGAAAUGGGCCCAUGAAAAUGGUCGCCCUUGGAAUACACUCACUUGUGCAUAUGCUGCUGCACAUGGCCAUUUGGAAAUACUGAAAUUGGCCCGUGCAAAUGGCUCCCCAUGGAAUGAAUUGACUGGUGCAAGUGCUGCCAGAGGUGGAUAUUUGGGAAUUCUUAAAUGGGCCAGAGACAAUGGUUGUCCAUGGGAUACCGGUAGACUCACCUGUGCAUAUGCUGCUGAACAUGGCCAUUUGGAAAUACUGAAAUGGGCCCGUGCAAAUGGCUCCCCAUAG
This is a messenger RNA of Seminavis robusta, 570 nucleotides long. The record is from the annotation of a GenBank genome assembly. Lineage: Eukaryota; Bacillariophyta; Bacillariophyceae; Naviculales; Naviculaceae.